This is a messenger RNA of Coprinopsis cinerea okayama7#130, 1047 nucleotides long. RefSeq names its product oxidoreductase. Gene Ontology annotation, cellular component: endoplasmic reticulum membrane. Gene Ontology annotation, molecular function: 3-dehydrosphinganine reductase activity. Lineage: Eukaryota; Fungi; Basidiomycota; Agaricomycetes; Agaricales; Psathyrellaceae. The transcript is spliced from 6 exons. The record is from RefSeq and is a predicted model, not a curated record. Bases 1 to 960 code for a protein of 319 amino acids. Gene Ontology annotation, biological process: sphingolipid biosynthetic process.
AUGGUUUUCGGACUCUUCUCGAAGAAGUGGAAUCCCGAUGGUAAGCAUGUCUACAUCCCGGGAGGAAGCCAAGGUCUCGGUCUCGCAUUGGCAACACUCUUGGUUCAAAGAGGCGCACACGUCUCCAUCGUAGCACGGAACCAAGACCGUCUAAACAUAGCUCUGGCUGAAAUGGAGAAAUGCCGACAAACGCCCUCCCAAAUCCUCCAAGCCAGAUCCCACUCCCUGAGCACAGCUCAAGGUGCCAAAGCAGCUCUAGAAGCAAUCUGCGCAGCUCAUAACGGCGAAGCGCCCGAUGCCGUCCUGACCUGCGCGGGCUCCUCCAAACCGAUGUUCUUCCUCGAGAUGACAGAGGGGGAUUUGGCGAAUGGGAUGACGAAUGGGUACUGGGUGCAGGCGUGGACUGCUUGGGCAGCGGCGAAGAAGAUGGCGCAGCAGAAGAAGAGGGGAGCGAAGAUUGUGCUUGUGAGCUCUAUGCUGGGGUAUAUGUCGUUUGUGGGAUGGGCGUCAUACGCUCCUGCGAAGCACGCUCUGCGAGCCCUCGGCGACACACUCCAAUCAGAACUCAUGCUCUACGGUAUCGACGUCCAGGUGUUCUUCCCGCCUACCAUGUACAGCCCCGGCUACGACGAGGAGAACAAGACGAAACCCCAACUCGUGAAAGACAUCGAAGGGACCGACGAGGGACUCACAUGCGAGCAGGCUGCGCUGGCGAUGUUUAAGGGCAUGGAACGGGGAGACGCGCAUAUCUCGGGCGACAUUUUGACGUCGCUGUUUGCGGCGUCGACGAGGGGUGCCACGUAUAGGACGAAUUUCCUCCUGGAAGGGUUGUUUGAUUUUGUUGCUUAUAUUGCGACUCCGGUUUGGAGGUCGAGUGUGGACAAGCAGGUGUUGGCUCAUCGUGAAGAGCAUGAGCGGUACCUGCAGCAAAAGGGGUUCUUUGCGCAGGGCGCAGAGUGAUAGACCGUAUACCCAUUGUUAUGCUAAUACUACGCCUAAUUCUAAUGCUCAUUUAUUGUCAGCAUACAGUUCAAUCUACCUUGUUUG